Porites lobata is the source of this 3934-nucleotide messenger RNA. The record is from the annotation of a GenBank genome assembly. NCBI's taxonomy places the organism in Eukaryota, Metazoa, Cnidaria, Anthozoa, Scleractinia, Poritidae.
AUGCAGCUGUUAAAGUUGCUGCCUUUCAUUUCCCAGCUAGCAGCUUUGAUUCUUAAGUAAGUAUGACUGAGAAUGUGCGUUUAUCAUCGUGCACAUGGCCGCGGGGAAUUUAUUUACUUUAUUAAUAUUUACCUUUUCCUAUUUUUUUCUUUAAUACAGAGCUACCUGUGAUCCGGUGAACCUUGUCUUUUUGAACAACGGUCAUUCCCUAAAGCUCAACAAACAUCAAGUAAGAUUAUUGCUUUGUUGGCUAGUACUUAUUUUCCCCUAGAAUUGCGAGGAUUCUUUCAGUAGCCAGAGAUAUGUUCUAAAAUUUAUAUGUAGAUGAUACAAGAUACUACAGUUUUCAUCUCGCGGUACGUGAUCUUUUCUUGGUACCAGCCAUCAUUUUCUUAUCUCUGAUCAGUUAUCUUUUUUAUUCAGGGAAAAAAAAAUUAAUAUAAAGUGUUAUAUAUAUGCUUCAUUGCAAUUUUGAAUAAUUUUACCAGAAAUGUCAAUAAAGGAAAAUAAAACAACGUGGGGGAAUUUGUGAAAAUGCCGUAAUAAAUGGAGACUAAGACCUCACAUCCCCACUCAUGCUAUGGAUAUCGGGACAAGAACUAGCAAAGCCUAAACGUCAGAACAACAAACUUUCACGGGCUAUGGACCAGUUUCUAAGAAGCUUCAGAGAGGAGUAGAUUAUCUAGACUAGCGACACAGUUUCCUCGUAAAUAACGUGAGAUGAAGUUUUCAUCUAGCUUGCAAAGGUUACGGAGGUUGACUUGCAGCUCGUUCGCAAAAAAAAUCUAAAAUAAUAAUAAAACACUGCAGGAUUCUCUCAGUUUUAUUGUUCUGCGGUAGCGAGUUACAAGGUUUUGAAUGAGGGUACCUCUAUAACACUAAAAACUUUUGGCUCUGUAACAUGAAUAAAGUAAAUUCUCCAAAAAAUGUUUCCAGAAAAACAACAAAAAACAGGCUCAAAAAGGCCAACAUCAAGACGGAAUCCAUCAGGAAACUGAUUAAUUUUAGGUGGACAAAAACCUUGUACCAGAAUAAUUUAAAGAAUAUUGCAAUCUUUUUUACAUUUUUCAAGGGCUAUAGAUGUAAUUAGUUAUCCGUAAUAACACCAAAGGAAAUUUCUUAAGAGAGCCCGAGAAAUUUCCAGAAUUUUACCUGUGUUUUCACAAUUCUUGUGAAAUUUGAAAUUUAUUUUCUCGGGCUUCCAUGAGAAAUAGUCUUUAGUGUGUUAUUACAGAUAACUAAUUACACCUAUAGCCUUUAUAUAUUGUUUAAAUUAUUCUGGUACAAGGUUUUUGUCUACUGAAAAUUGAAAUUUCUCAAUUUCUUCGGUGGAGUUUGUCUUAAUUUGUUUAGCAUAUCAAGGAGUUUUCGACCAUUUCUGACAAUCGCUAUUAUUUCGGAAGAUUUCCGACAGAAGACUGCAGAAGAUGUCGAAGACUACCAAAGAUUUCCUAGGAGAAACCUGAAAAUAUAUUGUCGACUCGUUGUUAUAUUCAGCUGGUCAAAUGAAGUGAACUCCACACCGCCUCUAUAAAAGCUCAAUAGAACUUUGAUCAAAAAGCCUAAAAAUGGUGCUUUUCCCCAAUUUUCUUUUCCCGAUUUGGCAAUUUAUAGCCUGAUUUGGUUGCUUUGUGCUCAAAAGUGGAUUUUCCCAGGAAACGUUUCUUAACAACACCUAAUGAAAGUCCUUUUGAUGCCGCCAUGAUGUUUUGAUCGCAUACAGUUGGUAUGAGAUUGGUCCUAGUACUCCCCAGCUUUCCCAGAAUACUGUACUGUUGCUCAUUGGUCGAAAAAAGAGACUUGUAACAGCCCUUGACACAGCUAGGCUCAAAGUUCAUGAGUGAUUUUAUUACCGAUUUUCCAAGAGCAGAUAAGAAUUGUUAAAAGACUAUGAAAAAACCCUCCAAACAAUUAACAGUAUUUUCUCGGGAAACAGUAAACAAAUAAAAAUUGGCCAAUCUAACAGCAAACCGGCUAAAAGUUAUGGGCAAAUAACACUUAACACUAAACCUCACUAACACUCGUUUUUCGGCCGACUAUCAACUUUCGCAAAUUCUGUUUCCUUAACAACAUUUCAGUGCUGAAAAUAGUCUUAGAAAUCCCAGUUGCGUCCGAAAUCCAUUUUUUUGAACCCUUCCGCUUGAAAUAUACUGAAUUAAAAGCAUAGGGAAAUGUAUUUAGGAAAAUCAAAGUUUCUGUAAGUAACAACGCGUAUAGUUAAAUUUUGAGGAUUGUCGAGAAACCAGAUCCCACCGUUAAAUCCUCCGACGAAUUCAAUGCCUUGAAAUAAAGUGCCCGUACCUGAACCAAAUGCAACCUCAACAUUUUUUCGAGAAGUAAGCGGCAAUGCGCCAAUAGUGGAUCAAGAAACAGCCAUGCUUCGUUGUAUCAUGGCAAAUUACAAGAAGCCGAUUAUUAUAAAUAACCCAAUCCGAAACACAGGAAAACCACGCUCUGUUCCUACUAUCGAGGUCAGUCUCUUGUCUUACUGUAAUCGAACUCCAUCUAUUGUAGAAUGUUCGUGUUGAAGAAGUCACAGCCCCCUGCAACCCUGAAAACAAGGGAUUACUUCGUAUGGCAAACCGGCACUUGGAGUUCUGUAACGGAAAAUCCUGGGUGCGACUAUCAGAUGUAACAGGCCCAGUAACAGGUCAGUGUAACAACAGUCCAAGUUAAGCUUAACUGGAAGGGGGCAGACAGCAAAUUGUUAUUGCUCGAAAAACCUAUAUAUCAUCUGUUUUUGGUAUCGUCAAUCAGACACCAUCCUCAUGCACAUGUAUUUUUUAGGAAAGAGCUGUCUUGAUAUCAAGAAUCGAGGUCAGUCUCGGGGAGAUGGUAUAUACCGGUUGGACCCAGAUGGUGGAACGCAUUCAAACGCGUUCCUAGCUUACUGUGACAUGACGUCAUACAACGGAGGAUGGACCAUGUGUUACACUACUGAUGAAUACGCCAAACCCAAGACUGAAGUCAAGUACAAUUCCAAUCUUUCUUUUGGGACUGACGGGUACAGGACUGACUGCAACAACAUCCCAGUAAGUCUAUUGGCUUCUAAAUGUACUCUGAAACUGCAACAAUAGCAACAUUUGUGGCUUAAUAAAGUGUGAGGCUGCAAAAACAAUGAUAAAUUGUAACGUGUUGGUGACAUCCGACCUGAUCAGAGAUCAAAUAAUUUGAAAGGUCCACGGCUGGAUUACAAUUACUCAGUUUCUAUUAAGAAUCAUUUCAGUCGUGAAGACUUUCAGGACUUUCUAACAGAAAUAAUAAUAAUAAUAAUAAUAAUAAUAAUAAUUCUUAGUGGAUUUGUUUGUAUUUUUGUUAGUUCACUGAAAUCAUCUUCAUUGAUCACCAAAGUGGAAACAAGGCCUACUUCAAACGCAAAGUCAAUCAUCCCAUAACAGCUGCUGGAAACUAUGGAAAGCGCGCAAGUGCCUACGGAUUGUGGACAGGUGUUGGAACUAUGAAUAGUGGCUACACCUACCAGCUGCUAAUCUGUGAUCAUUCUUUCUACACCGGGUUUUUUGUUUCCGGUUACACCAACUGUUACAAGCUUUGUAACAACUGGUGUGGUGAUACCAAAUCGCCUUAUUUCCGCACAGCUUCUACAAAUAGCGGGUAUAAGGGUGUGGCCUUCAAUAUCAAUGGUCACCGAUCCGUCAGCACUCGACUGGUGAGUGUCGGUCUGCGUUAAGAUGGCAGCUCUGCCGACAAUUUCGUCUGAACAUAUUAAAGGCGUUGAUUUAGGUAAAACGGGCUGUGUUGUUUUAAACUAAGAGAUUUAAAAAGAGCGAUAAGUAAAUUAAAAUCAUUCAGACCCAGCUAGUUGCAGUCGUAAGUUAAUUUUGCUGAGAGGCUAAGUGCUUUUUGUAAUAACAAAUGGAUUAUAUAAGCAAAAUACAUAAUGUAAACAAGAGGGCAUUACUGUAUUUGGAAAUAG